UACCCGUGCGAGCAGUGCGGGAAGUCGUUUAAUCGCCCCUACAACUUGCGUUCGCACAUGAAAACGCACUCCACCGAUAAACCACACGCGUGCCAGUACUGCAAUCGUCGCUUCGCACGUACCCAUGACCGCAAGAGACACGAGUUGUUGCACGAAGGUGAAAAGAAGUUCAAGUGUUUCGGGUACUUGCGCGACGGAAAGCUGACGUGGGGCUGCAACCGCAAGUUUGCGCGUGCGGACGCUUUGGGGAGACACUUUCGC
Molecule: messenger RNA, 261 nt
Organism: Babjeviella inositovora NRRL Y-12698
Lineage: Eukaryota; Fungi; Ascomycota; Pichiomycetes; Serinales
Exons: 1
Biological process (GO): regulation of DNA-templated transcription
Molecular function (GO): DNA-binding transcription factor activity, RNA polymerase II-specific; RNA polymerase II cis-regulatory region sequence-specific DNA binding
Source: RefSeq, a predicted model, not a curated record